This is a messenger RNA of Porites evermanni, 389 nucleotides long. The record is from the annotation of a GenBank genome assembly. Lineage: Eukaryota; Metazoa; Cnidaria; Anthozoa; Scleractinia; Poritidae.
AUGUCAUGUUCUCCACGGCGUUUUGUGGAAGAAUUCUGUCAGCUCUGCGAAGAAAAGAUGGAAAAAGUGGAACGAAAACGCAAAACAGACAGGGAUUUAUAUGAAGUUGAGGUUGUUGAAGCGGGAUACGACGCGAAAAAACAGCUAAAAAUUCAUUUCGUGUGAUUCAGUCACGAAUACGGGCGAAACGACCUGAUACUCACGAAUACGAUGAGUGGCGUGAUUACGAUAAUGAAAGGAAUCACUUUCUCUUCGUUCGCUUGGAAAAAGUGUUUUCCCCGAGGAAGGUUCGCUGGAGGAUAGAGACAACAUUUUUCACGGGCAAUUGUAUCGUUGUAUCAAGAGAAAGUUGUGGUCCGGCUGAAAAGAUGACCCCGAGGUGCGCAUAA